GUUAGCACAAGUGUUUUGCACCAGUCACGGUGCGAAUAAAUUGCGAAUGUUUGAAAGAGAUCAUUUUUCUCUGGAUUCUUCCGAGUUCAGUGUGAAAGAGAAAUCUGAUCAUAUGAUACGGUUCAAUGAAUAUUCAAGGUGGAUAUACGCGCUGCUUCAUUUUUUGUGUGUAAUAAUUCUGUGCAUGAUUAAUUAAUGGUUUGUGAAAUACGGCAAAUUCCAGUGAAAAAUAAUGAAAAUAGCACCAAUUUCACAAGAUAAGUGCAACGUAUUCUGUUAUUGUGAGAUGUAAAUGGUUAUCAGUUCAGCGUUGAAAAUGCCUGUUACUAGGUGAUCAUAUUCACGAGACCCCCAUUUAUUUUCGAGCGUUUCGAUCGAAUGAUAUUGACAUGGGCCGAUUUUGUGUGAUCAUGCAUGUAUUUUUAAAAUCCACCAUUCGCGCUUAGUCAAUUUCUACGCGUAAACAGAUGCAAAAUAAAUGCGUUCGUAGAUGGGAUUGCAUUAAAAAUAAAAGAAUACAUUUAAAUAUUUCGAUUAUUGCAUUUUCAAUCACUCCUUUAGUGAUUUCUAUAAGAUCUGCUAGCUCAUGUACAUACGAUUAGUCUCUGAUUUUGCUUCCAAGUGACUGUUACGGGCUAAAAAAAAAUGGUAGAAAAAAAUCGGAGAUAUUUUUUUGUGAUUCUUGCCAUGCUAGCAGGUUUCUUCGUAACAAAUGUUGAUUGUGACGAAACAUUGGCAGAAGAUGGUGCAACUCAAUAUGAAAAUGAUGAACCACAAUGUGGCCCGAAUCAAGUAUAUGAAUAUUGCAGAAUAACCCCGUGCAAUAAUAAGACAUGUCUCGAAAAAGAUGAUCAAAUUGCGUGUAAAAUGCCAUGCGACAAAACAUAUACUGGAUGUCGUUGUAUGGAUGAUCAUUUUUGGGAUGCGUAUGGCAACUGUGUACCACGCUCAGAUUGUCCAGAAAAAUGUCCAGCUGAAAAUCAAGUGUGGAAUCAAUGCGGAUCGAAUGAUUGCAGUGAUCCGAAGUGUAGUAAUAUUGGCAUAGAUGUGUAUUGUGCGGACGUUUGUGACCCCGGAGCAUGUGUAUGUGCAAGCGGUUACGCACGCGAUGACUACGGAAAUUGUGUUCCGAUUGAAGACUGUCCAUCACCUUGCCCAGGAGUAAAUGAAGUUUAUGAUCAAUGCGCUCCAAAUGUAUGCACUGAUCCAUCCUGUAGCGAUCUGGAUGAAGAGCCAAAAUCAUGUGCUACGGUUUGCCUUACACCUGGAGGAUGCCGAUGUAAAACUGGAUUUUACCGAAACAACCAAGGAAUCUGUGUUCCACCAGAAGAAUGUGAAAGAGUGUGUAAAGGCAAAAAUCAAGUGUGGAAUCAAUGCGGAUCGAAUGGUUGCAGUGAUCCGAAGUGUAGUAAUAUUGGCAUAGAUGUGUAUUGUGCGGACGUUUGUGAACCUGGGGCAUGUGUAUGUGCAAGCGGUUACGCACGCGAUGACUACGGAAAUUGUGUUCCGAUUGAAGAUUGUCCAUCACCAUGCCCAGGAGUAAAUCAAGUAUACAGUCAAUGCGCUCCGAAUGCAUGCACCGAUCCAUCAUGCAGCGAUCUAGGUAAACCACCAAGAGCAUGUAAUAAGCUUUGCAAAAUACCUGGCGGAUGUCGAUGUAAAGAUGGAUAUCGCCGAAACAAAAAUCGAGUCUGCGUUCCACUAGGAAAAUGUCCUUCACCCUGCAAAGGCAAACACGAAGUAUGGGGAUCGUGUGGAAAUAGUUCGUGCGUUGAUAAAACAUGCGAAAAUUGGUAUAUUAUGUAUAAAUGUGUUUGCAACACACAGGGAGGAUGUGUUUGUAAGGAAGGAUAUUUGAGGGAUAAACACGGUAACUGUAUUCCAAAACGUAAAUGCCCGAAAAUCAAGUGCCCAGGCGAAAAUGAAGUGUUCGACGAAUGUGGACUAGACGAAUGCAAUACGUUGACAUGUGAUAAUCGAUUUGUGAAAAAAACUCACUGUCCAGUGAAAAAAAGUUGCAAAAAAGUUAAUCCUGGCUGUCGCUGCAAAGCCAACUAUUAUCGUGAUGAUAAAACGGGAAAAUGUGUUCAUGAACGUGAUUGUCCAAAGAGAAAAUGCAAGAAGAAAAAUGAAGUGUAUGAUCCUUGCGGAGGUAAUCCAUGUACAGAAAAAUUCUGUGGUACACCAGAUGAUGCUCCAGGAUGCGAUUUUUGUGACACGGCUGGCGGAUGCCGAUGCAAAGAUGAAUUUUAUCGUAAUAAACAAGGAGAAUGUGUUACUAAGCGUCAAUGUCCCAAAUGCAAAGAGAACGAGAUAUAUGAUAAGUGUGGAAGAAGCUUUUGCACGGAAAAGGAUUGUGAUGCCGACCCCAAUGGACCAGUUUGCAAACCAGAUUGUAGUGGAAAAUUUGCUGCUUGUCGUUGUAUUGAUGGCACUUGUCGAAACAAGAAAGGGAAAUGUGUAAACAUAUGUCCCGGUUUAAAUGAAUAUCUCAAUCCGUGUGGUAAAAACGUAUGUAAUGACUUGACUUGUGAACGAAGAGAGAUCAGAAAAGUCUGCAAAGCUGGCUGUGGUAGUCCAAACUGUACUUGCAAACCUGAUUUCUACAGGAAGGAUGGAGUUUGUAUUUCAGAAAAAGAUUGCGAAAAAUAUGAGAAUGUUUCUCCUCAGCAAUCUGAAAAUCCUACGCAUGACCACCCUAAACAUCAUAGGCAACCCAAACACCAUAAACACGAACAUCAUGAUGACUCUACGCACCAUAAAUGCUCUUCAAGCUCAUCCUCGAGCUCUUCUUCCAGUUCUUCUUCUUCUUCUUCUAGCCCCUAAACUCUACAUGCAUAAAAACCAGAUACUAAUACGCUCUGUUUAAAUUGACAGAUCCAUACAAUGUUAUUCUCUUACCAGGCUUUUUUCUCUAAUGAAAAUUUGCGCAAAAUCAUGAUUCAGGUUGUACAACUGACAUCCAUAUUAUAUUUGACGUCGAUUUAAGCAAAACAAAACACACGCAGGGCAUUUGCAUGAUCUAAAUGACGUUUUCAUGUGCGAAUAAUAACGAAGAGAACGAUUUCUGUAUCAAAUCGUUUCGAAGUUUUCUCCCUUUGAAAAAAAAAAACGAUUGAGUAGAACAGUUUUGUAAAAUUUAAAUCGCAAUUGAAAUCAUUUCGUUUAAUAAAAAUAUCUUAUCAUCAAAUUUUCAAUACAAAAAUAAAAUAAUUUCAUGCAUUUAAAAAA
Sitodiplosis mosellana (orange wheat blossom midge) is the source of this 3231-nucleotide messenger RNA. RefSeq names its product tenascin-X-like. The coding region runs from base 646 to 2826 and encodes 726 amino acids. The transcript is spliced from 11 exons. Lineage: Eukaryota; Metazoa; Arthropoda; Insecta; Diptera; Cecidomyiidae. The record is from RefSeq and is a predicted model, not a curated record.